UAAACUAUAAUAUAUGAGAUAUUGGCAAAUCCAAUGCAGCUUUAAUUAUAGUGUUGUUGCCUUCCUAAAUGUUAGCCCCUACUACAGAUCCUCCUUAUUCGGGCCCUCUCAAAUUCUCACUCACAAACAAACGUACAGUAAGUAUAGUUGCAGCUCUUACAUCAAUAAAUACAAGUACAGCAUUGUCCCAAUUCAUUUCAAGCCCCAUACUUGAACAAUCUCAAAAACCCAAGUUUCAAAGUCUUUUAUUUUUUUGCUGGAGUGAAGUCAAGAUUUGCUUGUAGUUGCAAGGAUUUCAGUGCUGAACCUGAAAGAUUUGCCACAUUUUGACUUGGUCAAGGUUUGCUUGUAGUUGCAAGGAUUUCAGUAUUGACCCUUAAAGAUUUCCUACAUUUUGAGUUGGUUGAGUUCAAGAACUUGUUCAGUGGCAGAAUGGAGACUCAGAAGGGUGAUAGUGAUACCAAGUCGAAGACAGAUGAUUAUGAGGUGAUAGAACAGUUGGGAAGAAGAGCUAUUGGAACUGCAUUUCUGGUUCUCCAUCGAACUGAGAAGAAGAAGUGUGUUCUGACGAGGAUACCAUUUACGAAACAGACAGAAAAGUCCAAGCGCAGUGCCCAUCAGGAGAUGAAUUUGAUAGCUAAACUAAGCCAUCCAUAUAUUGUGGAGUACAAAGAUGCGUGGGUGGACAAGGGAAGCUGUAUAUGCAUCGUUGCCGAUUAUUGUGAAGAUGGAAAUAUGGCAGAGAUCAUAAGGAAGUCUAGAGGAGCAUUUUUUCCUGAAGAGAAACUCUGCAAAUGGCUGACUCAGCUACUGUUAGCUUUGGAGUAUCUGCAUUCCAACCGUGUUCAUCAUAGAAACCUCAAGUUAUGUAACAUAUUCAUCACAAAGGACAAUGACAUCAGGUUAGGUGAUUUUGGCUUAGGAAAAUUGGUCGAUGGAGAAGGCCUUGUUUCCUCGGUAUCUGGCACUCCAAUCAACAUGUGCCCUGAGCUUCUCUCUGGUAUGCCAUAUGGCUACAAAUCUGAUAUAUGGUCCCUUGGAUGUUGCAUGUUUGAGAUUGCCGCACAUCAACCACCAUUUAAAGCUGCUGACAAGACUGGACUUAUCAACAAAAUAAACCGAGGUUUAUUCUCACCACUUCCGAUUAUAUACUCCUCCACCUUGAAACAGAUAAUCAAAAGCAUGCUAAGGAAAACUCCAGAACACAGACCUACAGCUGCCGAGUUGUUGAGGCAUCAACAUUUGCAACCAUACCUCCUCUUGUGUCACAACCCGUCAUCUGUGUUUCUUCCUGUGAAGUCCCCAACAAGCACGAAAGAGAAAACACGACCAUCACCUGGAAAAUCAAUCAGUCCGAGAGAUAGCAGAGACAGACAGUUGAAGCUAAAAGAGAAGAGAACUGUCCUUUACUUUAAUGAAGGUGAUAACAUUCAGCCAAGAAAUUUAUCAGACAAUUAUGACACUUUCAAAGCCAAACUUGAGACUAAGAGAGUUGAUCCAACAAGCUACUCAGUUAGGAUCUCUGAAGAUAGUGAUCAACCGGAGACAAUCUCGCAAACGGAAACUACGAUUACACCAAGCUCUUCAAGUUCAAGAGCAAAAAUAUGGUCCGAAGAACAAGAACAUGCUUCUCCGGAGCAUGUUAUGCAAUUCGAAGAGGGUGAUAAGAAGAGUUGCAAAACAAAAGAGCUCGAGGUGUUGAGAAGUCCACUGGACAAUGAGGAAGCAGAUGUAGUGGAAUGUUUCUCCGGAAAGCCCAGUAUAACGACAUUGUCUAAUGGAAGAUCCAAUGAUAAAACUCGAUCCUUUGAUGAAGAAAGCACUUCAUCAGAUUCACAGCCGGCAAAACCAAGGUGCUAUGCUGCUGAAACUGAAAAUGGUAGCGAGUGUAGAGAAGUUGCUAUUGACUGCAUGUCAACUGAAAGCGAUGGUUCACUUCUACAUAAAGACGAGAUAGAAAAGAAACAGGCUAAGAAAGAUGCUCUUCGAGCACUGGAUGAUAAGGUAUCACAGCUCAAGUCACUAGCCGCAUUAGCUGGUAAAGAGGACAAAGACGACUGGGGGAAUCCAACUCAACAAAGAGCUGAAGCUUUAGAGUCUCUUUUGGAGGUUUGUGCGCGACUACUUAAGCAGGAAAAAAUCGAUGAGCUUGCUGGUGUGCUGAAACCAUUCGGGGAUGAUGGAAUGUCGUCUAGAGAGACAGCUAUCUGGCUGACAAAAAGUCUCAUGACCGCACAAAAAGUGGCCAAAGGAUCGUGAUGUUGCAAAGAAUGCUGCAUGCUUGCAUAGUGUUUUGCCCAUUGAAGGAGCUCGUAGCAAGUGUUGUUGGGAUAAAUUAUUGCUGGAGGCUCGACGUGGUGGAGGUUCCAUUAGUUUUAAUUUUAUUGUUGUAGGACACUUGAUGGAGUUGUGAAGGUCAUAAUGUACUGCUAAGUUGAUUUCUACUCCAUAUAUUUGCAACAUUCUUGUACUGUUUGUGUUUCUCCAAAACUACCAUUAGAAGAAGAUCAUUCAUUUCUUCAGUCUUA
Molecule: messenger RNA, 2528 nt
Organism: Lycium ferocissimum
Lineage: Eukaryota; Viridiplantae; Streptophyta; Magnoliopsida; Solanales; Solanaceae
Product: serine/threonine-protein kinase Nek6-like
Exons: 15
Coding region: 433-2259 (608 amino acids)
Biological process (GO): protein phosphorylation
Molecular function (GO): ATP binding; protein kinase activity
Source: RefSeq, a predicted model, not a curated record